AAAUAUUAAAUAAACAUUAUUUAAAAUACAAACUUAUAUUUAAAUAAAAUACAAAAUAUGAAAUGAGUAGACACUCUCAUUUAUAUUUAUUAUUUGUGGACAUUAUUAUUAUACAUUCGAACAUCUUCAAUUAUUCCCAAACUACCCUUUGUCUUAAUCUUCGUUUUUAUACAACUCACUCUCUCACUCACUAACAGAAGAGAGAGAAAGAGAGUGUUUGAGAGAGAAACAACAAUGGCGAUGGAAGCAGACUUACCCAUUUCCCAUUUUACCCCUACACCAUCCAUACUCUUCCUCCUCUUUCUCCUCUCUUCCGCCAUAGCCACCACUCCCACCGCCGCUCUCAACAUCACCAACCUCCUCUCCUCCUUCCCAGACUUCUCCGACUUCGCUUCACUCCUCUCCUCCUCAUCAUCUUCCCUUGCCGCCGAUCUCUCCCGCCGAUCCUCCAUAACUCUCCUCGCCGUCCCAAACACAUACCUCUCCGCUUCAUCAGAUCUCACGCGCCGCUUAUCUUCAUCCUCACGCGCUGAUGUCGUCCGAUACCACAUACUCCUUGAAUACCUCUCCCCUUCCGAUCUCCGCCGGAUCUCUUCCUCAGGUAAGCUUGUCACCACGCUCCUUCAAACCACCGGACGCGCCACCAACAACUUCGGUUCCGUCAACAUCACUCGCGAUCCAAUCACCGGAAUUGUUUCAGUCCGAUCUCCGGCACCUUAUUCACCCUCGAAUGCUACCAUUCUUAACCCUAUCAAAACCCUACCGUACAAUGUGAGUGUCUUCGCUGUUAAUUCUCUUCUCGUUCCGUACGGAUUCGAUCUAAUGGCUUCCGAGACUCGACCGCCAUUAGGUUUGAAUAUCACUAAGGCUUUAAUCGACGGUCAUAACUUCAACGUUGCGGCUUCGAUGUUAGCAGCUUCCGGCGUAGUAGAGGAAUUUGAAGCCGACGAAGGUGGUGCCGGAAUAACCCUAUUUGUACCAGUGGAUACUGCUUUCGCUCAACUUCCGUCAAAUGUUGAGCUUCAAUCAUUACCGGCCGAUAAGAAAGCAGUGGUGUUGAAAUUCCAUGUUCUUCAUUCUUAUUAUCCUUUGGGUUCGCUUGAAUCAAUUGUGAACCCUGUUCAACCCACAUUAGCUACGGAAGACAUGGGCGCAGGAAGCUUCACUCUCAACAUUUCUAGGGUUAAUGGAUCGGUAGCAAUCAAUACAGGUAUCGUUCAAGUGUCGGUGACCCAAACAGUUUUUGAUCAAAACCCAGUCGCCAUUUUUGGGGUUUCUGGGGUUUUAUUACCCAAAGAGAUUUUUGGGAAGAAUCCAAUAACGACGACGACUCCCAAACCAGGAACACCCUUUGCUGCGGGUACGGCUCAGCCACCUGAUAUUGCUUUCUCGCCGGAGUUUACGCCUGGAUUAGAUGGCCCUCCUUCACACCUCUCAUCUCCGCCGGGUUUAGGUCAAGAUAUAAGAUCGAAAGCAGAAGCAGCAGCCGCCAUUAAUGGGUUCCAUUUCUAUACCUUGAUCCUUGCUCUGUUGUGUAUAGCCUUAUCUCUUUAAAUGGUAAAUGGUAUGAGAUAUAAUUUAUUAUUUUGGUUGGUAAUUAGAUUUUAUUUUUUUUAAUUUAUUUAUUUUUGUGUUUUUUAUUUUUUUUACACGGGUAAUUGAAUUUAUAAAUGUUAAUUGUGUUAAUGUUUUUUUUUAAUAAUUAUGUGUUUAGAGAGAUUGAUUCAUUUUUGUUGUCCUUGUUAUGUAUAGCAAUGUUAGAAAUUUUUUUUGUACCUAAGUGAUGAAGGAAAAAUAAAACACAUAAAUAUGGUGAAAAAAAUGUUCUAUUUA
Cannabis sativa is the source of this 1833-nucleotide messenger RNA. RefSeq names its product fasciclin-like arabinogalactan protein 4. The record is from RefSeq and is a predicted model, not a curated record. The transcript has a single exon. Gene Ontology annotation, cellular component: plasma membrane. Gene Ontology annotation, biological process: abscisic acid-activated signaling pathway; multidimensional cell growth; mucilage biosynthetic process involved in seed coat development. The coding region runs from base 235 to 1554 and encodes 439 amino acids. NCBI's taxonomy places the organism in Eukaryota, Viridiplantae, Streptophyta, Magnoliopsida, Rosales, Cannabaceae.